Messenger RNA from Octodon degus (degu), 2727 nucleotides. It is a transcript of the gene Coq8a, whose product is annotated as coenzyme Q8A. NCBI's taxonomy places the organism in Eukaryota, Metazoa, Chordata, Mammalia, Rodentia, Octodontidae. The record is from RefSeq and is a predicted model, not a curated record. The transcript is spliced from 16 exons. Gene Ontology annotation, molecular function: kinase activity. Gene Ontology annotation, cellular component: extrinsic component of mitochondrial inner membrane. The coding region runs from base 202 to 2145 and encodes 647 amino acids. Gene Ontology annotation, biological process: ubiquinone biosynthetic process.
GCGCGUGCAGGGCGCCAGCUUCUUGGCGAGCGCGCGGAGGCCGCGCGAAGGUGACCGAGGAUCCCCGCUUACUGUGGCCAGGUGCUGCCUCUGACCCUAGCUGUCAGCUCCAGUUGGCUUUGGGUGUCUCCCUGGUACCUUCCCAUAAUAGAUGUGUCUGUGUGUUGCUGUGUCUUGAGCACCCCAAGCCAGUCCUGAAGCAUGGCUGCCAUGUUGGGGGAUACCAUCAUGCUGGCCAAAGGCCUUGCCAAACUGACCCAGGCGGCCCUGGAGACCCACCUACAGCACUUGGGCGUUGGUGGGGAGCUUAUCAUGGCAGCCAGGGCCCUGCAGUCCACAGCUGCAGAGCAGAUGGGCGUGGUCCUGGGGCUGGUACAGGGUCAACAUAAACAUGAAGUGUCUUAUGCCACCGAGAGCUUUGAUGACCUAGAAGCAGAGAUCCCCUUUUCAGGAGCACAGACAGCUGGGGCCUCCGCUGAUUUCCCUGAGGCCUCCACCAUUGACCAGUCACCAUCUCCAUCCAGUGGUCACACCCACAGUGAGGGCCCGGCUCCUGCCUAUGUUGCGAGUGAACCAUUUAGGGAAGCCGGGUUCCUGGGACAGGCCACUUCCCCCCUGGGCAGGGCCAAUGGGAGGCUGUUUUCUGACCCCAGAGACUUUUUCUUCCCCACUGGCUUCCAACGAAGGUUCUUCCAUCAGGAUCAGUCUCCUGGUCUCACGGCUGAGGACAUUGAGAAGGCCCGGCAGGCCAAGGCCCGCCCCGAGAGCAAGCCACACAAGCAGAUGCUCAGUGAGCGGGCGCGGGAGAGGAAGGUGCCAGUUACGCGGAUUGGGCGGCUGGCCAACUUCGGAGGUUUGGCUGUGGGUCUGGGCUUUGGGGCCCUGGCUGAGGUUGCCAAGAAGAGUCUGCGCCCCGAGAACUCCACAGGGAAGAAAGCUGUGCUGGAUUCCAGCCCCUUCCUGUCGGAGGCCAACGCAGAGCGCAUCGUGAGCACACUAUGCAAGGUGCGCGGGGCAGCGCUGAAGCUGGGCCAGAUGCUGAGCAUCCAGGAUGACGCAUUCAUCAACCCUCACCUGGCCAAGGUCUUUGAGCGCGUGCGGCAGAGUGCUGACUUCAUGCCGCUGAAACAGAUGCUGAAAACGCUCAACAAUGAUCUGGGCCCCAACUGGAGGGACAAGCUGGAGUACUUCGAGGAGCGGCCAUUUGCGGCCGCCUCCAUUGGUCAGGUGCACUUGGCCCGCAUGAAGGGCGGCCGUGAGGUGGCCAUGAAGAUCCAGUAUCCUGGUGUGGCUCAGAGCAUCAACAGUGACGUCAACAACCUCAUGGCCGUGCUGAACAUGAGCAACAUGCUCCCUGAAGGCCUGUUCCCAGAGCACCUGAUUGACGUGCUGAGGCGGGAGCUGGCCCUUGAAUGCGACUAUGAGCGGGAGGCCGCUUGUGCAAAGAGGUUCCGGGAGCUGCUGAAGGACCACCCCUUCUUCUACGUGCCUGAGAUCGUGGAGGAGCUCUGCAGCCCCCAUGUGCUCACCACGGAGUUGGUGUCUGGCUUUCCCCUGGACCAGGCUGAGGGGCUGAGCCAGGAGGUUCGAAAUGAGAUCUGUUACAACAUCUUGGUCCUUUGUCUGAGAGAGCUAUUUGAGUUCCACUUCAUGCAGACAGACCCCAACUGGUCUAACUUCUUCUACGACCCCCAGCAGCACAAGGUGGCUCUUUUGGACUUCGGGGCCACACGGGAAUAUGACAGAUCCUUCACUGAUCUUUACAUUCAGAUCAUCAGGGCUGCUGCUGACCGGGACCGGGAGGCUGUGCGCCAGAAGUCCAUCGAGAUGAAGUUCCUCACCGGUUACGAGGUCAAGGCCAUGGAGGACGCCCACUUGGAUGCCAUCCUCAUCCUGGGUGAGGCCUUUGCCUCUGAGGAGCCGUUUGAUUUUGGCACCCAAAGCACCACUGAAAAGAUCCACAGCCUCAUCCCCAUCAUGCUGAAGCACCGCCUGGUCCCGCCGCCUGAGGAGACUUACUCGCUGCACCGGAAGAUGGGCGGCUCCUUCCUCAUCUGCUCCAAGCUCAAGGCCCGCUUUCCCUGCAAGGCCAUGUUUGAGGAGGCCUACAGCAACUACUGCCAGAUGCAGGUGGAGCGGCAGUAGCCCCAGGCGGACCCCAGGUGGCGGUGACCUUGUCCCGGGCUCCCUGCUGGGCCCGAGGAUCCCAACAGGCUUUAUGCAGUUUUCACGCUAAGUGGGUGGAAUGACAAGGGCAGAGGGGCAGUGGAAGCCGCUCUUCCCGGAGAAUCUGCCCUCGGAAAUCUCGAAGGGCGGGGCGGGGCGGGGUAUUCCCACCUCCCGCUUCCUGUCCUGUCAGCCAGAGACCAGGCAGGCCGCCUCCCGCUCCUUGCUGUCCAGCAGCUCCUGGACGUCGUCGGUGCUGUGCGGCUUGCAGUUCCCAGUGCUCUGUGUCUCUGUGCCUCUUCUGCUCCACCUGUGGUGUGGCACUGGGGCACCAUGCCGGUGAGUGCCGUGAUCUGUGCUGGGGCUGCUUAGCUGUCGCCGACCUGCUGUGGGCAGCUAACCUGUCUGUCCGUCCAGGCCCCCUCUCUGCAGAGAGGGCAGACAGGAGCCGGAGGUGGCAGUGCUGGCUGGUGCGUCCGCCCGAGGGUCGGCACAGGUGCUGGGAACUUUGUAAUGACCAGAUUUGUUUCAGUUCAAUUAAAGUGCUUGUGGAAACUGUCA